AUGGCAUUGGCUUCAAUCAAACCCGAAUCAAUUGAACAAGUUGAUAAUGUUCAACUGAGAGUUUUGGUUGAUAAAGAAAGGAACAGAGUUGUGUAUGCUGAGGCUGGGAAGGAUUUUGUUGAUGUUCUCUUCAGCUUCUUAACAUUGCCUUUAGGGACUAUUGCUAGACUCGUAGCUAAAGACUCAAACAUUGAAGCAGUUAAAUUUGGAAGCAUUACCUCACUGCAUCAAAGUGUGUCUGAUCUUGAUCAACAAUAUCUAUGGAAUCAAACUUGCAAAGAAAUGCUACUCCGUCCUAGAAACUCUAUGGAAGAUUAUUGCCACAAUCUCAAAUUGAAUAUAGAUGACACGGAACCUGUGCAAUACUUCCUGUGCAAGAAAUUGGAUUGUAGAAAGAAGAGUGGGUGCCUUUUGAGCAUAUUCAAGGAUCAAAAAUGCUAUUGUGGGGAAGUAAUGAAAUUGCAAGCCUUCCGUAGUUGUUUUAAUCUAGAAGAUGGUUUUGUAAAGGAGAAUGCGACUUUUAUCAUUUGUGAUGAUCUUUACGUGAUGCCUAAUGUUUUUGGAGCGAGUCUUCAACUACUUCAAAAGCUUGGAGUCGAUAGUGUGGAUGCUAUUGAGGAACAAACUGUUGUCAUCAACAAGAAAGAGGUAGUUGAUCUUCUAAAGUUAUCAUUAAUCUCAAAGGCCCCUUUAACCGAAUUUAUUUUUAAGAACCAAUCUGUUGGUAAUUAUUCUAAUCUAAGAAACAAUAUUGAGUAUCUGAUCAGAGAGACACCUUCGGAUGAGGAUAGGCAGAUGUCUGUGAAAGUUACGUUGAGAAAAUCAAAUGAAAAAAUUCUGUUUGUUGAAGCAGAUGAUGAUUUUAUUGACUUUGUUUUUAGUCUUCUAACCUUCCCCUUAGGAGGAGUGUUGCAAAUGCUUCAAGGAUUGUCUUCUCUAAGCUGCAUUGAUAAUUUAUACAAGAGUUUGUGUGACUUGAGUCCAGACAUAUAUUUCACGUCACAUGAACUCAAACACAAACUAACUAACCCUCCCAUUGCUGCUCAAUAUGAACUCAGCAACCAGAUAUUGCCAAUUGUUGGAGCUUCCAUACCUAUGAAUUAUUGUCAUCGUUACUAUGAUUACAAAAAUCAGAGGCUUGUUACUGAACUUACAAAAGAAAUGGUAUAUUUUAACUAUAAUAGGCUUUGUGACGAAACAUUUGCACGACUUAAAUUGGUUGAUCCCAAGUCCUCUACUUCAAAGUCGUCAUUUGCCAAAGGACCGUCAAUGUACAUGGUCACAGAUGACUUGUUUGUUAGUCCAAUGUCAUCCAUUUCUACUAUGGCAUUUCUAAAAAAGUCCAAAGUCCCUCUAUCUGAUUUGGAGGAAAGAGUUGUCAAAAUUGGUGUCAAGGAGGGUCUUAACAUUCUAAAAGCUUCCUUAAUCUCAACAUCUGCUUUAACAAAUGGUCUCAACCAAUUUACAAGAACAGUUAAGGAUAUACAGGUCUCAACCUCUGCCUUAUCUGCUCCUCAAGAUGCUGUGAGAUCAGAAUUUAACUUUGAGGCAUUAGGCAUAGAUAAUACUCAAAGUUUGGUUGUUCAGCUUCCGGAAGCUUCAAGCUGUACUCAAGAUUCGCAGCUUCCAAGAGCUCCUUUAAUGGAAGAAUUGCCACCGCCUCCGAACAUACAGGAACCACACAUGAAUAUCGCAAAAAAGGAGAAUGAGAACACUGCUUCAUCAGUACCGGCUUUGCGAAGGUCAGCUAGGAAACGUAAGGGAGGAGGUCAAGCUUAA
Vicia faba (fava bean) is the source of this 1779-nucleotide messenger RNA. The record is from the annotation of a GenBank genome assembly. NCBI's taxonomy places the organism in Eukaryota, Viridiplantae, Streptophyta, Magnoliopsida, Fabales, Fabaceae.